Molecule: messenger RNA, 1533 nt
Organism: Daphnia magna
Lineage: Eukaryota; Metazoa; Arthropoda; Branchiopoda; Diplostraca; Daphniidae
Product: nuclear envelope integral membrane protein 1
Exons: 8
Coding region: 40-1377 (445 amino acids)
Cellular component (GO): nuclear envelope
Source: RefSeq, a predicted model, not a curated record
CAUAACAAGGCAACGGUGUAGGCAAUUAUCCUCUUCAAUAUGGCGCCCAACACGAAAUCAAACGCUGUCAUUCAGUCCUGUAUAGGAAAAACAGUUCUUUCUUGUCUUCUCAUACCACUUUUAUUUUCCAGCAAUGCGUUUUGUGCCAUAAGAGCUGUUCAGGCUGGAAAUGCACCACAUCAGUAUAAUAUCAAACCGGCCAAUGUUUACCAUGUGUCCAACAAUCGUUCGGAACCGUUGUUGACCAUAUUCUGCUGGACAGGUGAUCCCAAAACGGUGUUUGGGCUUUGGAAAACUGCGACGGUGUAUUUGACAAUAGAAGAUGAAGACUUUUAUAUAUAUAAAGGGGAGAAUGCAAGUCAUGUAGUCCAUCUUCAUCAAUCCCUCCAACAAUCAUGGUUCUCUUUUCUGCCUUGGAAGGAAAAAUCCAUCUCAGUAUCUCCUUUCAACAUGUCAUGCGUAGGAGUUUUUUCUCAAUCACCUUACAGCUUAAGAUUAGAUCUCAGACAAAUCAACUUCAACCGUUUGGUUAUGUUUGCUACUGGAAUACUCAUUUUCAUGGUUGCCCCAAGUCUAUGCAAGAAAGUAGUAUUUCACUACACAACUGGUACACUUGUUGGAGUACUAGGUUCCAUACUCAUCAUUGUUUAUCUUACUAGCCGACUUAUUCCCAAAAAAUCUGGUGCUUAUGCUGUCUUGAUUGGUGGCAGUUCUAUAGUUUUUUAUCUGAUCAGAAGUCUUUGGGAAAACUUGUACUCUGUACUCCGAGAAUAUCACUAUUAUGUGAUUGCAUACUUAGCUGCCAGCUCAGCAAUUAGUUUUGCGUUUUGUUACCGAUUUGGUCCAGUCACUAAUACGAGAACAAUCCACUUACUUCAGUGGGGUCUUCAGUUAUGUGGGCUAUAUCUAGUUUUUGAAAGCAGUGAACAUAAAGAAGGUGCAAUGGCAAUAAUAUUAGUCACCGUUGUUUCUCAUAACUUUCCUGGGUCGUGGUGGGCGCGGUGCCGAACUCUAUGGUACCAAAGAUUCCCUCCUAAAGUGCGCAUGUUAACAGAAGAUGAAUACGUUGAACAAACUCGAAUUGAAACGGAACGAGGGCUGAAAGAACUGCGAGAAUUUAGCAAGAGUCCCAAUUGCAAUGCAUGGAAAACCAUAAGUCGACUUAAGGAUCCUCUCAGGAUGCGACCUAAACAUAGUCCUCGUUGUAUUGAAUUCGUCUCUACUCCACCUAAAAAUAAUCAAAAUAGACGAUUAUCCCGAUUUGCGGAGUUUGUCGAAGGCAAGUCGCACCUGUCAGACCGUGAAGUCCUUGAUUACGAGACGACAGCAUAUCGAGAGAACGAAACCUGGACUGAUGACGAGUCAGAUGAAGAAUGAAGUAGUUGUGUACGAGUGAAAACUCAAUGCAGGAAACACUUUUUUAUUUACUCCUUUUCUGGGGAGGGUGAGGAGGUCGGAAAGUGAGAGUUGAAAUUUGAAAGCAAAGUUGAUUUCGAAGCAAUGAAUUUCAAUACAUGAAAAUUAUAAUAAAAA